UUCUCUCACCACUCUCUCCAUCUACUUUCUUUCCCAUUUUAUUCCAUUUUUCUCUCUCAUUAUCAGAAUUGUUAAAACCAAUAGUUUAUUUGCAGCGAUCUCCACUUUCUUCUCCAGUAUUCUUUCUCUCUCAUACCCAUUUCUCACUCCAAAAAAAUCCCCUGUUUCCGCCAUUGUUGUCUUCCACCAUUUUUCUUCCAUCUCCUUGCUCCAAACAUCGCAUAUUUUGAAUCCCACUUCAAUUAAUUCAUAUUAAACCAUACCCAUUUUUUCAAUUCCAUUACAUCAACCAAUUUUUUUUGGUAAAACAGAGCAUUUCAAUGGAGCUGGUCUGCCAUUUCCGACAUUCUUGUCUCUUCUUGUCGAGCCUGGUUUUGCUUCUUCUUUUCAAAGAGGUUUCUUGUGCUACAUUUAUGUUCGUUAACAAGUGCGAUUUCACUGUCUGGCCGGGAAUUCUCGCCAGCGCCGGCAGCCCCAAAUUGGAAACCACGGGUUUCGAGCUGAAAGAAGGAAAUUCUCGCUCUUUAGAAGCUCCGACAGGAUGGUCCGGUCGGUUUUGGGGCCGUACCGGCUGCGAUUUUGACGGCUCCGGCCGUGGCAGCUGCAACACUGGCGACUGCGGCUCUGGUGAGAUGGAGUGCAACGGCGCAGGUGCCACGCCGCCGGCCACCUUAGCUGAAUUCACUCUCGGCUCCGGCUCUCAGGAUUUUUACGACGUCAGCCUGGUUGAUGGCUAUAAUUUGCCGAUGAUCGUCGAGGGAACUGGCGGGUCAGGCACGUGUGCGACGACCGGCUGCAUUACAAACGUGAACCAGCUCUGCCCAGUGGAAUUGAAGGCAGAAGGCGGCGGCGCGUGCAAAAGCGCUUGUGAGGCAUUUGCCACGCCGGAAUACUGUUGCAGCGGCGCGUAUAACUCCCCAGCGACUUGCCGACCGUCAAUAUACUCACUAAUGUUCAAAUCCGCGUGCCCCAGAUCAUACAGUUACGCCUAUGACGAUGCCACGAGCACAUUCACUUGUAGAGGAGCUGAUUACACCAUCACAUUUUGCCCUUCUACUCCAAGUCGAAAAUCUUCGAGAGAUUCGCCACCGAUGGUACCAGAACCGACAACAGAGCAAUCUGGGUCAGAACCAAUAACUGGGUCGGGAUUGGAAUCGGGAUCGGACUCGAUACAAGGAGCAGCUUUGAGUAAUUCUUGGCUUGCAGAUAUGGCAAUAGGGAAUUCCUCCAUGACUACGAAAUCAAGCUUGACAUUUCAAUCUUUGACAAUUUUGAUAUCGAUUUUAUUGCUCGUUCUCUCGAGAUGAAGGGAUAAGAAAGGGGAUUAAUUGAACCAUUUAGAUGAAUAAUGUAGGAUACUUUAUUAUAUUAAUUUGUGUGAAAAAAUUGAAGGCAAAAAGAUGAUGCCUUUUCAUAUACAGAUGGAGUAAUAAAGAAAUCAAUAAAUAGGCACUUUGAUUUGGCUU
Cucurbita moschata (crookneck pumpkin) is the source of this 1466-nucleotide messenger RNA. RefSeq names its product thaumatin-like protein 1. The transcript has 3 exons. Gene Ontology annotation, biological process: defense response. The record is from RefSeq and is a predicted model, not a curated record. Lineage: Eukaryota; Viridiplantae; Streptophyta; Magnoliopsida; Cucurbitales; Cucurbitaceae. Bases 321 to 1307 code for a protein of 328 amino acids. Gene Ontology annotation, cellular component: extracellular region.